GUGGAGAUGGGGUUAAAAGCCUGGAGCAAUGCUGCCCCACUGAACUUUGUCAAGACAGACACUGGAGAAGCAGACAUUAUGAUAUCCUUCCAAAGCGGAGAUCAUGGGGACUCGUACCCAUUCGAUGGUCCACGAGGGACUCUAGCGCAUGCGUUUGCUCCUGGAGAAGGACUAGGUGGAGACACCCAUUUUGAUAAUGCUGAGAAGUGGACGAUGGGGAUGAAUGGGUUCAACUUAUUCACUGUUGCUGCUCAUGAAUUCGGUCAUGCGCUGGGUCUUGCCCAUUCUACUGACCCGUCAGCAUUAAUGUAUCCCACAUACAAAUACCAGCAUCCCUUUGGUUUCCGCCUCCCCAAAGAUGACGUGAAAGGAAUUCAAGCACUAUAUGGGUCACGACAAUCUGGAUCCCGAGUCCACCAACAACCACUUCCCAAACCGCCAGCUCCAAUUGAUCCAGACCACUGUGACUCCAGGGUCUCAUUUGAUGCUGUCACGGUGCUAGGAAAAGAGCUUCUUUUCUUCAAAGACAGGGUCUUCUGGCGAAGACAAGCUCAACUGAAAAGUGUGCGGCCGCUCUCCAUUACAAGCUCUUUCCCUCAGCUCAUGUCAAAUGUAGAUGCUGCCUACGAAGUACCUGAGAGAGAAGUCGCUUAUUUUUUCAAGGGACCUCAUUACUGGAUAACUCGUGGGUUCCAAAUUCAGGGGCCCCCUCGGACCAUUGCAGACUUUGGGUUUUCCAGGAAUGUGCAGCACAUAGAUGCAGCCGUCCACCUAAAGGAUGAAAGGAAGACGCUCUUCUUUGUGGGAGAUGAAUUCUACAG
Sphaerodactylus townsendi is the source of this 821-nucleotide messenger RNA. Its product is annotated as matrix metalloproteinase-20-like. Gene Ontology annotation, biological process: collagen catabolic process; amelogenesis; proteolysis. Gene Ontology annotation, molecular function: metalloendopeptidase activity; zinc ion binding. The transcript has 6 exons. Lineage: Eukaryota; Metazoa; Chordata; Lepidosauria; Squamata; Sphaerodactylidae. The record is from RefSeq and is a predicted model, not a curated record. Gene Ontology annotation, cellular component: extracellular matrix. The annotation marks the transcript as partial.